AUGCAACGGUUAUUUUCUGCAGUAGGAGCAUUGGCUCUGCUUUCGCUUGCAUCGGCACAAACGGCUGGCACGUAUUGUGACGGUCUCGGUCGUUGCUUUGCCUCCUACACUCUUGCAAAUGGCAUCGUUUAUGGUGUUGCCAUCCCCGAGGCCACCGAGGCUCCUUUCGAUGUCAUCCUUCAAAUCACUGCCCCGACUGAGAUCGGCUGGGCUGGUCUGUCGUGGAGCAGCGGCAUGACAAAUAAUCCUCUGACCAUUGCUUGGCCCCAUGGGGAUGAGGUGGUGGUCUCGAGUCGGGCUGCUGUCUCAUACUCUCUGCCCGCCGCGUGGGACGGGGCUACCCUCGCAGUUCUCGACGGAUCAACUGUCAACGCGACACACUGGGUAGCUACAAUUCACUGCAAGGGCUGCUCUCAAUGGGACGAGCUGAAGCCCGACAACAACAAGCUGGACCCCAACGCCCAGAACGUUAUCGCUUAUGCAUACUCGAGCAAAGCAGUGAACACCCCUAGCGACCCCAACUCGGCUUUUUCUGCUCACGAUGAGGCAACCCCCUUUGGCCUCGACUUCACCAAAGCCCGGUCUGGUGACUUUGCAAGUUGGGUUCCUGACGAGCCACAACCCACGGGCACUCCAACUCCCACAAGCGCCUCGAGCACAACCAUACCAACACCUACUUCAGACUUGCCCGCUCCUACUGGAGAACUUCCCAUCCCCACCUCGUGUAGUCUGAAUGCCCGUUUCCCCCUCGUGGCCGCCGAUGGGUGGUCGUUUGUGAAGCUGGCCGGCAGCCUGACCAACCCCCGAGCCAUGGCGAUCGACUCCCUGGGCAACCUCCUCGUUGUCGAAGUUUCCAAGGGUGUCUCCGUACAUUCAUUCGGGAGUAACGGCUGCCUUGCAGGCUCCAAGACGCUCAUCGCAGAGCGUGUAUUGACUCACGGCAUCGCCUUCACACCAGACCGCAAAACCCUGCUGGUCUCGUCGGUCGACACAGUCUGGAAGUAUGACUACGACGCUGAGACCCAGUCCGUGUCCAACAAGGUCGUCGUGGUCAAGGAUAUGUACCGCGGGACGCACUCGACACGCACUCUGGUGGUCCCUCCAAAGACGCCUAACUUGCUGGUGGUCAGCCUGGGCAGCCACACCAACCUGGACAUGCCCGCGUUCGACAAGAAUACUGGCAGAGCCAUCGUCAAGGUGUUUGAUCUGUCCCAGGCCCCUGAGGGUGGUUACACCUAUAACACUCAGGGAACAUUCCUUGGCUAUGGAUUGAGGAACGAGGUCGCCAUCGCCGUCGAUCCCAAUAACAUGGUCUGGGGUGUCGAGAACAGCGCUGAUGAGUUUGCCCGCGUCAUCGACGGCAAGGCCACAGACAUCCACGAGAACAACCCAGCCGAGGAGCUCAACUACCUGGGCGACCCAACCGUCUCCAACGAGAACUGGUACGGCUACCCAACCUGCUUCACAGCCUGGGGCGGCGACGAGUUCCCCGACACCAACUUCGCCGCCGGCGACCAGUUCAUCCCCGAGCCCAACAGCACCUGGACCGACCAGACGUGCCAGGAGCGCUCCACUGGCCCGCGCCUCUCCAUCCAGGCGCACUCGGCCCCCAUCGACGCCAAGUUCGACGCCGCGGGGGAGAACCUCUACGUCACGCUGCACGGCUCUUGGAACCGCAACGUCCCUACGGGCUACAAGGUCGUCACCAUCCCGUUUACCACUACCUCUGCCGGGUACGAGCCCGUGGCCGACAGGCACAGUAAGGAGGGGUACGUCGACCUGCUGUGGGAUCCGCAGGAGGGGUGCGAUAGCUCGAAGUGUUUUCGGCCGAGCGGUAUCACGUGGGACAGGGACCAGACGCGGCUGAUUGUUGCGAGUGACAAUGGGCAGGAGGGGGAGCUGUAUAUCUUGUCGAACGCGGGGUGGGUCAACAAGCGCGGUAGGAGGAGUUAA
Clonostachys byssicola is the source of this 1953-nucleotide messenger RNA. NCBI's taxonomy places the organism in Eukaryota, Fungi, Ascomycota, Sordariomycetes, Hypocreales, Bionectriaceae. The record is from the annotation of a GenBank genome assembly.